UAGACGGUCCAGUUCACCACGCGAGACGCGCCGUGUAUCACGCGUACCACCCUGUAUGUCGCCGUCGUCCUGUCGAUCGCGAUAUAUCCUAUUAUUAACGACGACGUUGCGUCUCCGCUGUUUAUCCAUAUCGGAGGUGUGCAAACGAAUCUACAUUGUUUUAAACUAAUCCGAUUACUAUACGCUCGCGCAGUGCGAAGAAAACGAUGCGGUCAAACGCCACGCGACCCGGACCUACGAGGCCAGUGUGAUCGGAGACGCGUUUGUGGUUUUUUUCCCCUCCCCGUCGGUUUUGAGCUUCGCGUCUCGCGGUAACCCGAAACAGCCCUGUGCAAAAUGAAGGACUUCGCAAAGGCUUCCGGCGGCGUCCUCGUCGUUCUCUCGUACUUGUUGAUAACGGUCCUGGGCCCCGGAGCCCGAAGUGACGACCUCAACGAUCUGUCCGACAACGUCAGGUGCCCUUGGCUGUGCUCGUGCGACCAGACCACGGCUGAUUGUUCCAGAAAAGGUCUGGACGAAGUUCCCAAGAAUCUCCCGCACGACAUCGAAAGACUAGACUUGCAGGGAAACAAUAUUACGAUCAUAUCGUCCACUGACUUCGCCAACCUGACUAAUUUACGAGUCUUGCAAUUGUCGGACAAUCAGAUUCAUACGAUCGAAAAAGGAGCUUUCAAACAUCUUGGCCGAUUGGAGCGAUUGCGAUUAAACGGCAACGAGCUCACCGAGGUUCCCGAUUUGGCGUUCUCCGGCAACGCGCAACUCUCGAGGCUUGAUCUAAGCCGUAAUCGGUUGCUGUUCGUCGGGAAGAGCAUGUUGAAAGGCGCUCAAGCCUUAAGAACUUUGCUAAUGGACAGCAACCGUCUCCUGUGCAUUGACGAACAAGCCAUCAAAGGACUCAAAGACCUGGAAAUACUAACUCUGAACAACAACAAUUUGACUACAUUGCCCUCGGGACUAUUUUCCGACCUUUACCGUCUGCGAAAUGUCCGUCUGUCCGAAAACCGAUUCCACUGCGAUUGCAAGCUCGAAUGGCUAUACCAGCAGUGGUUACCUAGGAUUCCUAGACUCGGAUCGUCGACCCACUGUCACGGGCCGGCAAACAUGGCUGGUUUGUCAUUAGCCGAUAUGCACAAAUACCACAUGCAAUGCGACGGUGAUUUCGACGGAGAAACGGUGGAAUGUGGUCCUGGCAUCGAAGACCAAAAGUCCUCGUGCCCGCACCCGUGUUCGUGCGAGGAGGGGGGUAUCGUGAAUUGCAGGGAGAAGUCGUUGACCAAGGUGCCGACAAAACUGCCGGAGGACAUCGUAGAACUGAGACUGGAGCAAAAUCAAAUAACCGAAAUCCUACCCAAAGCAUUCGUUAAAUACAAACGUCUGCGGAGAAUCGACCUCAGCAAAAACCAGAUAACAAAAAUAUCAGUAGACGCCUUUCAAGGGCUCAAGUCAUUAACAUCUCUAAUGCUCUACGGCAACAAAAUCAAAGACUUGCCCGGUGGCGUGUUCCACGGUCUGACUUCAUUGCAACUAUUACUUCUGAACGCCAACGAAAUAUCGUGUAUUCGAAGAGACGCUUUCAGAGAUUUGCACAGCGUCAAUUUACUGUCACUGUACGAUAACAACAUCAAAUCGUUAGCCAAUGGAACGUUUGACUACAUGAGGAGCAUCCAAACACUGCAUUUGGGUAGAAAUCCAUUUAGCUGUGACUGUAACUUGCGUUGGUUAUCAGACUAUUUGCAUAAAAAUCCAAUAGAAACAUCCGCUGCUCGGUGUGAAUCGCCGAAAAAGUUACAAAAGCGAAGAAUAGAUGGCUUGAGCAAUGACAAAUUCAAGUGCUUAGACGAUAUGAAGUCGAAAUCCGGCGACUGUUUCUCGGACGUUCCGUGCCCGUCGAACUGUUCUUGCGACGGUACCGUGGUCGAUUGUUCUGGAAGAUUGUUAACUGAAAUACCCAAAGACAUACCGAUUUACACCACCGAACUAAUUUUGAACGAUAACGAAAUUGCAAAAAUCAAAUCCGAUGGACUCUUCGGCCGUCUGCCUCAUCUCCAGAAACUGGAAAUGAAAAGAAAUCUAAUCAGUAGCAUCGAAGCAAACGCCUUCGAAGGUGCCAUCAAACUAUAUGAACUAAACUUAUCGGAAAACAAGAUUCGUCAAGUGCACAACAAAAUGUUCAUCGGUCCUCACAAUCUAAAAAUUUUAACUUUGUUGAACAACGAGAUUACAUGCGUUAUGCCGGGAUCUUUCGAUUACCUACCAGCCCUCCGUACCCUUAACUUGCAAAUGAACCCUUUCAAUUGUAAUUGUCAUCUUGCUUGGUUUGCCGAAUGGCUGAAAAAACACGGGCUAAUAGCCGGAAGUCCCCGAUGUGCCGGGCCCGCUCGUGUUAUGGACGUUCCUAUUCACGAUUUGCCUUCGUACGAAUUCAAAUGCUCCGGUGACAACGAUCAGGGUUGUCUCGGUGAUAACUACUGUCCUCCUAAAUGCACGUGCAUUGGAACAGUGGUCCGGUGUACGAGAGCGAAACUAACCGAGAUACCCAAAAACGUUCCUGUCGAGACAUCUGAACUAUAUUUGGACGUAAAUGAAAUUACUUCGAUUAAAGUAGAUAGGCUGAAUCAUCUCAAAUCGCUCACCAGGCUAGAUUUAAGUAACAAUCAGUUAACAGUCUUGUCAAACAACACGUUCUCACAGUUAUCUAAGCUUUCCACUUUACUAUUAGGAUACAACAAAUUACAAUGCCUUGAAAAGAACUCGCUAUCUGGUCUGAAAUCGUUGAGAAUCAUUUCAUUGCAUGGAAAUAAUAUCUCAUUGAUUCCUGACGGUACAUUUUCGGGCCUAGAUUCGAUUACCCAUUUAGGUAUCGGUUCCAAUCCGUUGUACUGUGACUGCGGUCUACAGUGGUUGGCGGAAUGGAUUAAAAAAGAUUUCAUCGAGUCGGGUAUAGCUAGAUGCGCCGAACCUAUGUCCAUGAAAGACAAACUCCUACUAUCCACGCCGGUUUCUAGUUUCGUUUGCAAAGAGCCGAUCAGCAAAGAAAUCCUGUCCAAGUGCAACACUUGUUACACCAACCCUUGUUCGAACGAAGGGUUCUGCGAACCUUUGCCGGAAAGACAGUACAAGUGUAGAUGCAAUCCCGGCUAUCACGGUAAACAUUGCGAAAACAUGAUUGACGCGUGUUACGGUAAUCCGUGCAGAAACUCGGGGACUUGCAAACUACUCGAAGAAGGCAGAUUCAGUUGCCAAUGCGCACCUGGUUUUACCGGAGAUCGUUGCGAAACGAAUAUCGACGACUGUUUAACCAACAAAUGCGAAAACAACUCUACUUGUGUGGACUUGAUACAAGCUUACGAAUGUCGUUGCCUACCCGGUUACACGGGCGAUUAUUGUCAGACGAAAAUCCAUUUCUGUUCCAAAGAUUUCAAUCCGUGUCAUAACGGAGCCAAAUGCGUUGACCACACCACGCAUUACACUUGUGAAUGUCCACUAGGAUUUUCAGGUGACAAUUGCACGAUAAACAAUGAUGACUGUCAGAAUCACAUGUGCCAGAACGGCGGUCUGUGUGUGGACGGAAUCAACGACUAUUCGUGCAAAUGUAUCGGAGAAUACACCGGAAAGUUCUGUGACAUUUCCCCAAGCGUAGCGCUCAUGUACCCGCAGACUUCACCCUGCCAACAUCACGAAUGCAAAAACGGAAUAUGUUAUCAACCAAACGGUUCCACCAACGACUACUUAUGUAAAUGUGCUCCAGGGUACUCAGGCAAACGAUGUGAAUAUCUGACCAGCUUGAGUUUCGUACAUAAUACGUCGUUCGUUGAAUUAGAACCGCUGAGAACCAAACCCGAAGCCAACGUGACCGUUGUGUUUACGACGACCCAAGAAAAUGGAAUUUUGCUGUACGACGGUCAUUCGGAACACUUGGCCGUUGAAUUAUUCAACGGGCGUAUUAGGGUCAGUUACGACGUGGGCAAUUAUCCCGUUUCAACGAUGUAUAGUUUCGAGAUGGUCGCCGACGGCAAACAACACAUGGUCGAACUUUUGGCGAUCCGAAAAAAUUUCACUCUGAGGGUCGACGGGGGCAUGGCCAGGUCGAUCAUCAACGAAGGGUCCAGAGACUUCUUAAGGCUCACAUCACCGUUGUACAUCGGCGGCAUACCCUCGGAUCCUGGGGCCGAAGCCUUCAAUCACUUCCAUUUGAGAAACUUGACCAGUUUCAACGGGUGCAUGAAAGAGCUGUGGGUGAACCACAAGCUAGUGGACUUCAUGAACGCGGCACGUCAGCAAAAAGUCACGCCCGGGUGUUCGCUGCUCCAGGACGAAGAGCAGAUGGUGGAAGAAGAAGGGGUGAAGUCGCCGGACGUUGGGGAACCGGAGCAGAGUUCGACCAUGGUGGACGAGGAACAGAUGGAACCGCAAGAAGGUGUGAUGGAAGAGGACGAGGACGACGAGGAUGAGGACGAGGAAGAGGACGAGAACCCGUGCGCGAACAACCAGUGCCAUAAGGGCAGCAAGUGCGAGCCCAAAGGGAUCAGAGACUACGUGUGCAAGUGCCAGCCCGGUUGGUCGGGCAAGUACUGCACUCAAGGUCCCACGUGCAAGAAAGUGGCCGUGCGCGAGUACUACACGGAGAACAACUGCCGGUCGAGGAAGCCACUGAAAAUGGCCAAGUGCGAGGGCGGCUGCGGGACGAGCUGUUGCCGGGCGCGGAAGACCAAAAAGCGGAAGGUACGCCUGAUAUGCAACGACGGCACGCGUUACACCAAGGACAUCGAGAUCAUACGGAAGUGCGCGUGCGCCAAGAAAUGCUAUUGACUACCAGGCCCCUCCAUGGACAUGCCCCGACCUGUCGCACCUACACCGCCGCCAACGCCACUGCCGACACCAUCGCCGCCCACCCAAGUGAUCGUCGUACUGCCACACGUCUCCCGUGGAGCCGCUGAUGGUGCCCGUCGGCCGCGCGCUCGACCCGAUGGACGGCAGCAGCUCCGCGUCUGGACGGACGACUUGUUCUCGUACGUGACAGCGUACGCGGCCGUCUCCGUAGCCGUCGAGCUACUGAUCGUCGUCAUCUGGUCGAUCAGCGUUUGUAUAUAUCUUCUUCUGCCGUAACCACCCCUGCACCUUAGUAGUAUUAUCGUUAUCGUUAAUAUAGUCGAUUUCGUCGUCACUUAUCGCCCAACCCUAUUUUCAUAUUUCCAGCAAUUUUACAUUUUUUUUUUUUUACAUUUUUUUUCCUAUUUCAAUCCAUUUAUACAAUUAUUACUA
Sipha flava (yellow sugarcane aphid) is the source of this 5262-nucleotide messenger RNA. RefSeq names its product protein slit (gene sli). The record is from RefSeq and is a predicted model, not a curated record. Gene Ontology annotation, molecular function: Roundabout binding; heparin binding; calcium ion binding. Bases 337 to 4809 code for a protein of 1490 amino acids. Gene Ontology annotation, biological process: axon guidance; negative chemotaxis. NCBI's taxonomy places the organism in Eukaryota, Metazoa, Arthropoda, Insecta, Hemiptera, Aphididae. The transcript has 33 exons.